AGAUAAUACUUUCCUUGUGUGAUAUCGUGAAACAAUAUAUAUGCGACGCAGCAGAGGGACACAAAGCCCUGGAGCGAGCGACCAUGGAAAUCCAAUGGUUCGCUUCAAACCAACAAAACAAAUCUACGAUCUAGCUUCAAAAUGCUUCUAAAAUCUGCGCUUAUGCCCAUGGCUCUUGUCCCUUUAGAGACUCUUCUGGCCAAAGAAAUCAAGAUUCAUUUGCGAGAGUGCAUGGGGGACCUAUUAAACAAAUACGUAAUCCAAGAGGAACUUGACUCGACAAUCUCAAUCAGCCUCCUUGGCUUUGGGAACAUCGAAAACACAGAGAGGACGUGGAGAGAUGCCUCUGAAGACGCUUGGCCUUUGCAUGAAUGCUUGCAAAGUUUGUCGAUGGCAGGUGAAGGACCACUCCCAAGUCCCUCUUUGAGCUCCAAGUUUCCCAACGAGCCUUCGUAUAUGGCUAACCUGGAAAAUCCUCAUCUGUCAUAUUCAGUCGAAGAUCCAAUUAUAUACCAGUGGCCUUAGACAUUCAAGUCUAACUUCGUGGUUCUUACUGAUAAUGGUCUAGAAGAGGUAAAUAAAAAUACAUCUGAUUAGGAACAGAGCCCCAAAAACUUUUGUUGAUCAAGAGUUUCGCAGACCCGAAGCGUUGGAUCUAUCCUAAAAUUCACAGGGCAGAGAAUCUCCCUUCAUGGAGUCAUC
Metschnikowia bicuspidata var. bicuspidata NRRL YB-4993 is the source of this 702-nucleotide messenger RNA. RefSeq lists its product as uncharacterized. Bases 142 to 525 code for a protein of 127 amino acids. NCBI's taxonomy places the organism in Eukaryota, Fungi, Ascomycota, Pichiomycetes, Serinales, Metschnikowiaceae. The record is from RefSeq and is a predicted model, not a curated record. The transcript has a single exon.